Micropterus dolomieu (smallmouth bass) is the source of this 3311-nucleotide messenger RNA. RefSeq names its product zinc finger, FYVE domain containing 9b (gene zfyve9b). Gene Ontology annotation, molecular function: metal ion binding. Gene Ontology annotation, cellular component: early endosome membrane; endosome. The record is from RefSeq and is a predicted model, not a curated record. Gene Ontology annotation, biological process: endosomal transport; liver development. The transcript is spliced from 16 exons. Bases 1 to 2772 code for a protein of 923 amino acids. NCBI's taxonomy places the organism in Eukaryota, Metazoa, Chordata, Actinopteri, Centrarchiformes, Centrarchidae.
AUGCUGAAGUUCUUCUCUGCGCGGGAUGAUGAGAAUGAAAGCCUUUUGGGAGCAAUAACUGAGGAUGAAGGAGACAGUCAGUCUCUUCAGGACACCAAGCACCACUGGCUGAACAGACCCUGCCUGUUGGUGCUCAAAGAUGGGGAUGUGUCAAAACCAGGACUGGGAUGUGGCCAAAUACGAGCAGAAUCUCCGUCCAAGACCUCCUCAGACGCGACCGUCAGGAGCAGCUUUGGGCCAUGUGAGCAGAUGCCAUCUGAACAUCCUGCCAACGCUGCUUCACCCUCCCAGCUGGAGGAAGGCAGCUGCACUGUGACUGCCAUCUCCACAUGGGGUGACAGUUGUUUUGGAGAAUCUUCCAGCUCCUUGGUGCUGAGCCCCGCUGAGGCUGCGUGGCCAGAAGAGGAGGAUGAGUCAGCGGAGGAGAAGAAAGCCGUCCCUUCAAAGGAAGACUCUGUAAUUGAGGAGAAGGAGCUGGAGGAGAGCAGGCUCGAGCAGCAAGAGCAGUCCUGCAGCUCAGAGGCGGCUGCAGCACCCUCUACUCUCUCACAUGAGGAGACAUGCGGCAAGGGGUUCAGAAAGCUCGAGGGCCGGUUUAAGAUGGGCAGGUCGAGUGGAGAAGAUGAGACAGACAGCAGCAAGGCCCAGGCAGCCAGUGGGGAGGGAGCGAUGGGCGACUCUGCAGCUUCCCCAGUGGAUCCUGAUAAUGACUCCCAGCUGAGCCCUGUUGGUAUUCUGUCCAAGGAUCGAGGCACUGUCCUCGGCGAGGUAGCUCCAGUGUGGGUCCCUGAUGCUCAGGCGCAGGUCUGCAUGAAGUGUGGGGUCAAGUUUACGUUUACUAAGAGGAGGCACCACUGCCGUGCUUGCGGGAAGGUUUUUUGUGGACUCUGCUCCAAUCUGAAAUUCAGACUCACGCAUCUGGAUGGGACGCCUCCAAGGGGAAAAAGGAGGGUGUGGUUUGCAGAUGAGAUCCUCAAUAAGCAGUCAGCGUCUGCGCCGACCACACCAGUCAGAGGGCCUACAUUCUCACCGCUGAUGAAACGAGCGCUGGGCGGGCUGGUUAAAAGUCCUGUGGGUUCACCACAGAUCAGGAGAGCCUUGCGGCCACAUGGGACAAAUAUCAAUGAGGCCUGUGGUCCUUAUGGCUGGGGUACCACAGCUUUAGUGAGCAACUCUGCCAACCUCAUACCCCUUGUGGGCCUGCCACCCAUCCUCACCUCCACGGGAGUCAAAGGAGAUUACACCGUGGAGGAGCGGCCCUCUGAGAUGUUGCUUAUCCAGGAGUUAGAGAGUGGCAGGCCCAAGCCCCUGGUGUUUGUCCUCAACGCCAACCUGCUUGCUAUGGUCAAGCUGGUCAACUAUGUUAACAGAAAGUGCUGGUGCGUAACGACAAAGGGAAUGCAUGCUGUGGGCCAGGUGGAGGUGGUGGUGCUGCUGCAGUGCCUGCCUGAAGAGAAAAGCUUCCCCAAAGACAUUUUCAGUCACUUCAUCCAGCUGUACAGGGACACCGUCACAGGAAAGGUUGUGAAACACCUGUCGCUGUCCUUGUUCGGCAGUACUUUCCUGGGCACUGAGGAUCAUGCGGGCUUCUUGUACAUUCGUUCCACUCUCCAGUCCCUUCAAGGUCUACCUCUGCCAAACCAGCCCUACCUCUUUGGCCUGCUGGUCCACAGAGCAGAGGUGGCCUGGGCCAAAGCCUUUCCCUUGCGUCUCAUGCUGCGACUGGGGGCCGAAUACAGAUUUUACCCGUGCCCUCUGUACAGCGUGCGCUUUAGGAAGCCCUUGUUUGGGGAAAUAGGCCACACCAUAAUGAGACUGCUAGUAGACUUUAGGAAUUACCGCUACAGCCUACCAAUGGUGCCAGGGCUCACUGUGGAUCUAGAGGCUCAGAGAACCUGCAUAAAGAUACCAACCACUGGGUAUAAUGAACUAAUGACGGCUCUGAAUAAGUCCAAUGAGCAUGUGCUGGCCAUUGGGGCGUGCUUCAAUGAGACGGCAGACUCCCACCUCAUCUGUGUGCAAGGAGAUGAUGGCCAGUACCAGACGCAAGCCAUCAGCAUCCACAAUCAGCCACGCAAAGUAACUGGAUCAUGCUUUUUUAUAUUCAGUAGUGCACUGAAAUCGUCUGCAGGAUACCUCGCCAAGUCCAGCAUCGUAGAAGAUGGGUUAAUGGUGCAGAUCACUGUGGAAACCAUGGCGGAGCUUCGCCGGUCGCUACGGGAGAUGAAAGACUACACCGUCACCUGUGGACGGCUUGACCAAUCAGACAGCCAGGAGCUUGUUUGUGUACAAUGGGUGGAGGAGAAAUGCACUAUGAAUAAGGGAGUUAUAAGCCCCAUCGAUGGGAAAUCCAUGGAGUCCAUCAGCAGUCUGAAAAUGUUCCAGAAGUCAGAAUACAAAGAAAAUGGGAAGAUUAUCCGCUGGACAGAGGUGUUCUUCCUGCAGAGGGGGGAUCAUGCCAAAGGAGGAGUGAGUGACUCUGCUGAACACAACCGGUUAACGGAGCGGAUCGCCCGGACGUUUUGCUUGGCACUGUGUCCACACCUCAAAUUGUUGAAAGAGGACGGGAUGGCCAAACUGGGGCUGCGAGUCGCUUUUGACUCUCAAGAGGUGGGAUAUGUGGCCGGGAGCAAUGGGCAGCCCCUCCCAGCUCAGUACCUCAACACCCUGGACAGCACGCUGAUCCCCGUCAUUCACAGCAGGGGGCGCAAGAGAGACGACGAGCCUAUAGUGAUGGAGCUCAUCUUUUACAUCCUGGAGAACAUCACUUAGAGUGCACAUACCCCACCGUUUCAUCUUUUUAACCCCGACCACAACUCUUUCUCCGGCACUUCUCAUCAGUGCUGCCAUCGGUUUCAGGGCAAUAGAAGCAUUCAAAGGGCAAACCAGACCACAUCCAAGGUCUGCAUCCAUCGCAUCCACUCACGAGUAGAGAGAAGUGGUUUGACUCUUAGUGGUUUACUGAUCUCACCCUGCCCUGCAGCAGACAAUCUGGGUACGCAUGAAACCUAGGAUGGACCAUCAGAUCAGGGUGCAGCACUGCACUGUACAGUAAUAGCAACUUCAUAGCUUGAUAUCAUUCAUGUCACAGUCUUCAAUGCAAAAUCCUAUCUGAAGAAUAACCUUUAAAGUGGGAGCUGAAUUUAGGCCCACAAACUUAAAGCAGAGAGAAAAAGAGUGAAGUCUUCGAGGUACUGUAUGUAGUAGAUUUGAUGCAGACUGAAUGAAUGCCUAAAGAAUGUUUUCAUACUGGAUGUAUUUUAAUGCUCAUGAAAUGUAAUGUCAGCCUGGAAAUAAACUUGCAACAAUGA